This is a messenger RNA of Klebsormidium nitens, 1741 nucleotides long. NCBI's taxonomy places the organism in Eukaryota, Viridiplantae, Streptophyta, Klebsormidiophyceae, Klebsormidiales, Klebsormidiaceae. The record is from the annotation of a GenBank genome assembly.
AACAAAGCAAAGGAGGACUCCGAGGAGCGCUUUUCAAUGGUGCGCUGAACUUUUUGGCAACCAUCGCAUGGAUUUGGCAUGUGCUUGACCAAUCGUCUCUUUGCGCUACGGUUUCAAACCCAAAGAAAAAGGUGGGUGUCAAACUGAGGGCUUGAAGGUCUAUAGGUAAUUGGAUGAAAAAGGCAUAGGGUGGAAGAUCGAUUUGCGCUCCGCCUGAGUUCUGAAGAGUGCUUCAAUCCAAGCAGGGGAAGGGCAACGAAUUGGUGUUGUCCCUGGUAGCUAUUUCUGCCCCUUGCUGUUCAUUCACAGGGCGGUUUCCAGUAAUUUGCAGCUCAAUUCCCUCACAUCGUUGCCAGUGUAUUGCCCCAGGUGGAAACCAAUCAGCUGCAUUCGAUCGAGAUCUGGAUAGAAGGAAACAGGCAAUCGGUACUGCUUUGAGAAGCAAGUCCGUUUCGCAUCACCAAUGGCCAUGGCCACACGGCCAAUCAGCGGAGGACAGCUGUUAACAGACGGCUCGUCCUGCGUUUGUGGAAAUGGGCCCAGUGUCUCCGGCUCCGGCGCCAGAGACACCUUCUUUGGGCAGCGAUUGACGGUCCAAUAUCCCGUCCGAAGGCCCAGGAAACAAGAGACGGCCAGGGUUCAAAUGACGGUGCACCCAAUCAACUCCGUCCGUUCUCUGGUGACACAAUGGCUGCACAGAAAAGCGAGUGCGGAGCCUGUUAACACCGCAGUGUUCACGCCCUACUCCAUGCUGCGCGAAAAGGCCCCCGCCAUCGCAGAUCUUCCCCCCAGUUUGCGGAACGGGGUGGCGGUGAAGGAGCGCCCGAUGCCCAAAACAGAGGAAGAGGAACGGGGGGGGAAUGCCUGGGGGGGGUUUGACUUGCAUGCUGACAUGUUCAAGGCGGGGCGGUUUGUGGACAGCGGGUUUGUCUUCAGGGAGCGGUUUGCUAUCCGGUGUUAUGAGGUGGACCGGAAUCGGACGGCCAGCAUCGAAACAAUUGCAAACCUGAUGCAGGAGGUUUCUGCUAACCACGCACAAGCUGUGGGUUUCUCCAACGACGGGUUUGCCACGAGCCCCCUGAUGCGGGAACGGGGCAUGAUUUGGGUCACUACGCGCAUUCACAUUGAGAUGUUCCGGUAUCCCAAGUGGGGCGAUUUUGUUGAGUUUGACACGUGGUUCCAAGACCCCGGCCGAGUGGGGGGGCGGCGCGACUGGAACAUACGAGAUGCGGCGAGCGGGGACCUUAUUGGUUGUGGAACGAGCAAAUGGGUGAUGAUGGACCAGAAGACGCGCAAGCUCGCCCCCAAGGACGAGGAAGUCAAAGCGGAGCUGCUCGUCUACUGCCCACAGCCCUCCAAGUUUGCCCCGGUUGACAAGCUGGCUGCCUCCAUGAAGAUCUGCAAGCUGGAACAGCCCCCCGAACAUACAAAGCAGAAUCUACAGGCCCGUCGCAGCGACCUCGACAUGAACCACCACGUGAACAACGUGGCGUAUUUCGAGUCAGCAGGCCCUUGCAGCGGGACACGUGGCGUACAACCAUUUGCUGAGGCAGCAGGAGGACCUGUCCGAGAUCAGCCGAGGCCGCACUGUUUGGCGGAAGAAGCAGACGGGGAGCCAGAACGGUCGCUGAAUGGAAAACGAGGUAUUCGUGUUAACGACAAGUGCGAGCAUAAAAAACGACAGUCUUGCGUUUGGCAAAGAUUGCAAGAAUUCAAGACGGAGCGCGGUCGUGGCCGCUAG